Molecule: messenger RNA, 357 nt
Organism: Diplodia corticola
Lineage: Eukaryota; Fungi; Ascomycota; Dothideomycetes; Botryosphaeriales; Botryosphaeriaceae
Exons: 1
Coding region: 1-357 (118 amino acids)
Source: RefSeq, a predicted model, not a curated record
AUGUCUACCACCGAUGAUCUCAGGACUUCGAUUCAAACGCUCAUCAGCGCCAUCGAAGCCCAGCCGGAAUUUCCCCCGCAGCAGGCGGUCCGCAAAGGCAAAGUCUACUUCAUGUGGGACUUCGUCAACAACACCCUACGCAUGCUUCUGGCCUCGAACAACAACCGCGAGACCAAGACCGACGUCAUGCAGCGCAGCUUGUUCGCCAACAUCCUCUUCAACGACACUACCGGCAAGCUCACCAUGCUGACCGGUGGCGACACGACCGAAUUCAACGCCGACGUCAAGGCGAAGAGUGAGGACGUCCAGACCAAGGCCGGGGAAUGGGGCGUGGCUGAGGGUCUCCUGAGCAGUUGA